Messenger RNA from Aspergillus pseudonomiae, 381 nucleotides. RefSeq lists its product as uncharacterized. Lineage: Eukaryota; Fungi; Ascomycota; Eurotiomycetes; Eurotiales; Aspergillaceae. The transcript has a single exon. The coding region runs from base 91 to 318 and encodes 75 amino acids. The record is from RefSeq and is a predicted model, not a curated record.
ACACUUGCACAAACAAUCCCGGAUUAGCGAUGUACUAUUAUAUCCAAUUUUCUUCCUAGUCUGAUCUUCUCGUUUUCUUUUAUCUCUCGCAUGAUCCUUUGUCUUCAAGGACUCGAGUUAUUGGCGACCGGGAUAUCUCCUGUAUGUAGUUUUACCCCCAUCAGAACUGAAAAUGCAAUCGACUGCGCGAACAUUUAUGAAACGAUUGAGCUCCUCGUUAUUUUUCCAGAUUCUUUUGCCCGCAUCAAAACUACCCCUACCGGAGCCCUCACGCUGAAACCCUACGCUCUCAUACAACUGAAUCAGAUAGUCUGGUAACGGGAGACAAACAUGAAGGCAGUUCUAACAACAAGCCGAGUACCUCUUCCCCUCGUAGACACA